Taeniopygia guttata (zebra finch) is the source of this 2991-nucleotide messenger RNA. RefSeq names its product disheveled-associated activator of morphogenesis 1-A. NCBI's taxonomy places the organism in Eukaryota, Metazoa, Chordata, Aves, Passeriformes, Estrildidae. The record is from RefSeq and is a predicted model, not a curated record.
GGAGGAGAAGAACUUUCAAAAUGUGAAGAGUUCACCUUCCAGAUGUGUCUCUUCAGAAUUUUCAGUCUCCACAUUGAUCCUGACAUGGGUUUGUGGUGUUGCAGGAGUCACCACAGAAAGAGCUGCCAUAAGGAAGCAAAGCAUCAUUAUUGUUCCUUUCAGUUCUCAGCAUAAAAGGAAGUAACACUUAAUGAAAGCCAUUGGCUGCAAGAUUUCAUAAGAGAGAGAGGCAGAGAGAGAGAAGGAGCAGCAUGCUGUGGGGAAGCAGGUGUGAUUCAUGAAUAAACUGCUCUUUGCCACCCUGUAGGAUACUGAUGAAACAAAUAGAAUUUCCCCAGACAUGGAUAAUACAAGAACAGCAGACACUUUUUCACAGUUAAGCCAGGAAAAAAUCCUCAAAAUUAUGAACAUGGUGAAAAAUAAAGAAGUGAGCAUUGAAGGAGCUCUGCAUCUGGCACAGAAGGAGGUGUAUGCUGAAAAGGAUCCACAGGAUUUGUUAACUGGGUCCCAAUUUAACUUCAUUAUCUACAAAUACAAACACUACCGGUGGCAGAAACGGAUCCUGCAGCUUGAUUUCAACACCAGGACCAUUUUUAACAUCGAGAAGGGGACGAUUAAGAAGCAGUUCCCUUUCUCCCAGGUGAAAGGCUGCGAGGAUUCGGAGAGGAGGCGCUUCAGCCUGCUGUUCCACGGGAGGCAGGACUACGAGCUGGAGGCCGUGUCCCUGGAGGACAAGAGGAAGAUAAUCUACCUGCUGAGCAGAGUUAUACAGAGCAAUUCUUACAAGAGACCAGUGGAGUCCUGGCCCGGGAGAGCUGCAGAAUGUGAUGUGAUCCAUGAAGGGCUGCUGGAUUUGCAGCAGAACACUUUAACCUCCACUGAAUGGGUGAAGUGCCUGGCAGAGCUGCGGGAAGGAGAACUGGCCCUGUACAGCCUCAGUUGCUGCCUGGGCAGCAGGAAUCCUGCAGCCACAAUUGCUCUGGUGGCUGGGAGCGUGGGGGUCAGCAGGGACAGCAGCAGCACCUUCUCCCUGCACACCAGAGACCACCGCUACCUGUUGCGGGUGCCCCUGAGUGUGCAGAACAGCAGGCCAGAGGCUGCUGGCAGGCUGCAGAGGGAGUGGGUGUCCCUGCUGGAGAGGCACUGCCAGCCAGGCAGCGCUGCCCCCCUGCCCCUGCAGGGCUCCCAGGGAUGCAGCUCCCCCGAAGCUGAUUACGAGGAAUUUGUUGUGCCUCCGAACGAGCAGGAAGAGGAGAGUCCCCACUUGGGUGGGAGCUGUGCAAGGAGCAGCCUGGGCAAGCCUCCAGCCCCCCUGGCAGCCCCUGCAGCAGCUCUGCCACCCACCACGGGCAGGGCUGAGGUGCCACCAGCCCCACCUGCCCUCCCACAGCCCUGCAGCCUCCCUCCAGCAGCAAAGAGAACCAAAGCCUUCCACUGGGAUGUCGUUCCUUGUGACAAGAUUCAGAAAUCUCUCUGGGGAUCGUGUGACCCAUGCAAGAGAAAAAUAGAUGUCUGCAGGCUCUGUGAGCAGUUCCAGAUCCAGGACACAGCAGUGCCUUUGGGCAGCGAGCCUCCAGUGAAUCAGCACAUCCUGCUGGACAGAAAAGUGGCACAUAACUUCAACAUUUUCCUUAAGAGUUUCCGUAUAAAACCAAGUGAGCUGAAGGACAAACUCUUCAUCAUCCACGAGGAGAGUGGGGGGCUCACAGACGAGCAGAUUACAGCACUGAGGAGAUAUUUGCCCACACCCAAAGAUGCAGAAAGGUACCUGUCCUUCAGGGGGUCUUGCUCAGAGCUGCACGUGGUUGACCAGUUUAUGUUAGAGAUGUGUAAAAUCCCUCAGCUGGGGCAGAGGCUGGAUCUGCUGCUCAGCGUCCGUGAGCUCCCUGAGAGCAUCAGAGACCUGGAGCCUCUGAUCCUCCAGAAUAUCCAAGCCAGCAAGCAGCUGCAGUCCAGCCCCAAGUUUGCUGCUGUCUUGGAGUACAUUUUAGCCAUGGGGAACCACCUGAAUGAAAAAGCUGGGAAGGAGGUGGCCAAAGGAUUCCGACUGUCAUCUCUGGCCAAACUCUCUCUGCUGAGGGGCAGGGACAGGACAUUCACCCUGCUCCACGCCCUCGCAGAACAGAUCCUCUUACACCAGCCCGAGCUGGCCACGUUUCCUCAGGAGCUGACAGAAUUUGAAGCUCUUCCUGAUGCGUCCAUGAAGGGCCUCAGUGCUGAAGUUGAUGUUUUAAAAAAAGAAUUGGAGAACCUUAUCCAGUGCAGGAGGCUCCUCAAACCCAAAGCAAGCAAGGCAACACCCCAGGAGUCCCAGUUCUGCAAGGAACUAAAGGAUUUAAUUCAGAAAUAUGAAGGGGAUCUCUCCCAGCUGUCAAAAAGAUGUGAGGAAAUGAAGAAGCUUUAUAACAACGUACUGGUGAAGUUUGGGGAGCCAGCAGACCUGGACUCCCAGGAGCUCUUUGGGUGGAUCUCUUCCUUCAUCAGUGAGUUUAGGAAGGCGUGUGCUGAAGUCACACCAUAAAAACACACAUUUUGUGGGAAGGAGGAGGCCAGGAAGAAACAAUUUCUAAUUGUUUUUUUUCUUUAUUGAUAAGCAGCACAUUGCCAAUCUCACCUGUGCAGCAGAACUUUGAUUUUGAGAGACAUUUCAAAUGUGUAAUUUUUAAGUGGUAUUUAACCUGUAAUAUCCCAGAUCACUGAUGAGACUCUCAAUUUUGUGCUUUUGUACCUUGAGAUUCUCAUAUAUUGAAAAAAACCCACUUUUGACCUUUUAUAAUUUCCUUUUCAAUCUUUUCCUUUGGAUACCCCAACUUCUGGCCCAGUUUUAAUUGUUUUCCUUAGUAACUUUCUGUAUGGUGAUCUAAUUUCUAAAGAAAACUUCACACAUUUUAUAAUGAAAUGGGGAGCUGUUACCCACAGAGGAGAAUAUUUAAACAAAGUCUUGUUUAUUUUGCUAUUAAAACAUUGCAAACUUACUAUGUAAUGAAGAAA